Lodderomyces beijingensis is the source of this 2016-nucleotide messenger RNA. Lineage: Eukaryota; Fungi; Ascomycota; Pichiomycetes; Serinales; Debaryomycetaceae. The record is from the annotation of a GenBank genome assembly.
AUGACAGAUGAAGGAGAACAACACCGAGCUGCCGUCCUACAUUUCAAGUCCAAUGAAUAUGUCAAAGCUCUAUCUAUUUUCAACCAACUAAUCUACAAGCAGAGACAAACUGGGUUGAAGAACGGCAAGGGCAAGUUGUCGUUGUCCACUUUGUUGGACCAGCGUGCAGCUACUCAUGAGAAAAUGGGGCAAUCUAAUCUUGCUUUGAAAGAUGCGAGAAAGAUCAUGGAGAUUGAGCCUGCGAAUUGCAAGGGCUACUUGCGCACGGGCAAGUUACUCUGUUUGAUGAAUAGGAAGUUCGAUGCCUACAAGGUGUACCAGGAAGGGAUCUACGUGAUUAGCAAAUUGAGCAACGAGGGUCGAGCUGACAAGGAUGAAAAGUUGUUUCUAAGCUUGAAGCAGCAGUACAGAGUGCUCAAUGCGGAAUUGAAAGCAGAUCGUGGAAAUAGCCAACCCGUGACCAAGAGAAAAACCGGGGGAGCUGUCGCAACGACGACGAUGACAACGACUCAUCAACCCGCAAAGAGACAGAGGGUAAGAAAUCUAGACCCAUGUCGGUGUCUCCCACUUGAGAUUAUGGAAUUGAUCUUCCACAACUUGUCUGAUCGUGAACGAUCUUUGUGCUUGUUGGUGAGCAAAAAGUGGCAUCAAACCUUGACGGCAUUUGCAUCUUUCUUCAAGUUUGAUUGCAAACGAGCAGUCACAGUUGAAGAGUUUGCCAAUGGUGUGAAAUUUUUCAAAAGACUCUCAACAUGCUCAGCGCGUUGGCGAAUAAAGCAGCUAAAGGUCAACCAAGUCGCCAGGCAGAAAAUAUCCCAUAUUCUCCAUUCCUUGAUUUGCGAACCGCUGUUUCCCGUGGAGUCACUAGACAUACUGGAUGCCUUGCUCAAUUUGCAAAUGCUUUACGCCGUGCUCGCCAAAAACAGUUGGCGGUUGAAUAACUUUCACAGACUCCGGAGUUUGAAAUUGGGGAUCAACUGCAGCAUGAAAUACCCGCACAUUUUGCUCCAGCUUUUCCCAAAACUUGACGAACUCGAGAUUUGCAUAAUAUUACCAGAGCAUAGCAAAAUGAGCUUGCUUCCCAUAAACGACAGAAAGUUUAAAUUGCUCAAGGAAAACAGAAGGCUAACACAUCAUUUGAAAAAGUUGACAUUGGUCAACCAUACAAAGUUGUUGAAAAGCGAGGGUGUGGCCAUCACUGCUCUGACGUAUAGUCCGUUCCCAGUUCUAAUUGACCAGCAUUUGCCCGAGUUGGUUGAGUUGAAGCUAGUGUCAUUUCAAUUUGGCAACCAUCACCUCCCGGAAUUUGGCACUUUUCUAGCAUCUCUCGACCAGUUGAAAAGCCUAUACCUUGAAAACAAUGAUGGCUUGAACUUGUUGACGCUAUUGCAAAUGUUUCUCAAUUACAAUCCGAAAUUCCGGUUGCUACAUUUUACAUUUAGAGAAAACUGCAUCUACUCGGCCAUGUCACUACAGCAAAUAUCUGCCUCGUAUUUGACGCAACUCACCGAGUUGAAUACCCUUGAUUUGUUUGGUAAUUGCCUCACAAAGAUGGGCUUGUUGAAACUUUUAAAAAUCUGCGGCAAGAGCCUUACAUCGCUCAACAUAGGGAACUCCAGCUACAUCACUUUUGAGCUACACAAUCCAAGCCAGCUCCACAUGAGCCAAGUCUCGUUGCUCUGUCCGGACUUGGAGGCUUUGUAUUUGCAUGAGAUGAACAUUGACAGCAGUGCCAUGUUGCAAAUCACCAAGCACUCUUUCAACGGGGACACCAAGCUCAAGUGGAAGCAAUUGGAUCUAAGCUUUAACCAAUUUGAUGGGGUUGACUUGAUGAAAUUUUUGGAGGAACUUAAAAAGCAUGUGGUUGCACCGCUUGAGGACCUAUACUUGCAUGGAUCCACGAUUCAAGAAGACAUGCUAGCCUAUGUGAGGAGAAGAAAAUUUGCUCUAAACUGCCUGAAUGACCCGCAAAGGGCCCGCUGGAGGGUAUACGGUGUAAAUAGUUGGAUCUUGUAG